GUUGUGGAAAUGCUGCUCAGCGCUGGAGGCAAUCCAAAUCGGCGCGGAAAGCGCCAGGAAACCGCGCUCAUGCUUGCUGCGCAGCGCGGGCAUGUCGAUGUAUUGCGCGUACUGCUUGGCCGUGGCGCUCAGGCCACCGCGGUUGACCAGCGCGGCUGGACAGCCCUCCACUUUGGCGCCUUUGCUGGCCAUGCGGCCUCCGUCCGCGCGAUCUUGACCGCCACAGCCCCUUCCGCCCGGUCCUCCCUCCUGGAAUUACGCACCGGCAAGGGGGAGACUGCUCUGGCGCUGGCGGCCUUUGGUCGCAAGGAGGAGUGCUGCCGCGCACUUAUGGAUUAUGGCGCC
Molecule: messenger RNA, 345 nt
Organism: Volvox carteri f. nagariensis
Lineage: Eukaryota; Viridiplantae; Chlorophyta; Chlorophyceae; Chlamydomonadales; Volvocaceae
Exons: 1
Molecular function (GO): protein binding
Source: RefSeq, a predicted model, not a curated record